AUGGCCAAGCGAAGAUCAGAAGAGCCACUAGACUCUGUUGCGAUCGCGUCGCCAGCUAAUAAGAAGGCGAGGGUGGAAGAAGUUGUCGACGAGGCACUCCCCAUUCCUCCACCACCUCCGCCAGACUACGAGACCACGCAGGGCCACAGCGCUGAAAACGAGGAUGCUGACACCGACGAGGAUGAGGGGACCGGUGGUGAAGACGUCGCUGGCGGCGCGGCUCUCCGACAGAAUGCGCCGCUCGAGGGUUACAGCGACCUGUACCUCGACACAAUCAACCGAUCAGUACUGGACUUCGACUUCGAAAAGUUAUGCUCGGUGACACUGUCCAACAUCAACGUGUAUGCAUGUUUAGUCUGCGGCAAAUACUUCCAAGGACGAGGUCCGAAGUCACAUGCAUACUUCCACGCGCUCGAAGUUGACCAUCAUGUCUACAUCAAUAUGGAGACGAAGAAGGUCUAUGUCCUGCCGGAAGGCUACGAGGUGCACAACAAGAGUUUAGAGGACAUCAAGUACGUCGUGGACCCAAAAUUCGACGAAGAGGAGGUCCGAAAACUGGACAAGGUGCCCAAGGAAGCUGUUGAGCUGUCCAACAAAAGGUACCGGCCAGGAUACAUUGGUAUGAACAACAUAAAAGCGAACGACUACCUGAACGUCGUCGUACAAGCGCUCUCACACGUCGCGCCCUUGCGAAACUUCUUUCUGCUAAACAAAUUUUCACCAACAUCACCGCAACUACCGGUCAGGUUCAGCACGAUGGUACGGAAGAUAUGGAAUCCAAAAGCAUUCAGAAAUCAUGUCUCCCCACAUGAACUACUACAGGAGAUUGCCUUACGGUCAUCAAAGAAGUUCACACUCACACAACAAUCAGACCCGGUCGAAUUCCUGUCCUGGUUCCUGAACAACCUUCAUCUCACAUUAGGCGGGUCCAAGACGAAGCCGAUGUCCUCGAUAAUACAACUGGCAUUCCAAGGGAAGCUACGGCUCGAAUCGCAGGCCAUCACAGCAAAAUCGGAUGCUACAGGCGAUCGAUUGCGAUUCGAGGAGUCCUCCAACAUCUCCAUCAACACCACUCCAUACAUGAUCUUGACACUAGAUCUGCCACCCACGCCGCUCUUCAGAGACGCGGUAGAGGACAAGAACAUCAUCCCACAUGUUCCGUUGACAUCUUUGCUGCAGAAGUACAACGGGAUACAAGCGUCCGAGCGACAGGCACAUCGCGUCCGCCAUCGAUUAUUGCACCCACUUCCGCCGUUCCUAAUGUUCCACAUAAAGCGCUUCAGCAUCAACAAAUUCGUGUCGGAGCGGAAUCCCACGAUUGUGACGUUUCCGUCUCCCAUCGGGCUGGAUAUGUCGCCUUUCGUCGAGCCGAAUCCGUCCAUCUAUCCUCCAGGAGAGCCUAUAUACUACGAGCUGGUGGCGAAUAUCAUCCUCGACACGAUCAAUGUCGCGACUGGAGGAGGUGAGGAUUCGAAUGCUGCGGAUGCUGCGAACAAGGCGGUGGGUGGUGAAGGCGACAAAGUCGCGUGGAAGGUCCAACUUCGGGAUAAGGCUGUAGCCAACUCACAGCGGAGUGACCUGCCGGAGUGGGUAGAGAUUCAGGAUCUGUUUGUCGAACGAGCUGAGGCGGAGACAUUAUUCACUCGAGAAGGGUAUCUGAUGAUCUGGGAGAGGAGGAAGGAGAAGUCGAAAGGUGCGAAUGGCACGACGAAUGGAGUGGGCAAUGGAAAGGCGAGGGCAUAG
Molecule: messenger RNA, 1743 nt
Organism: Cyphellophora attinorum
Lineage: Eukaryota; Fungi; Ascomycota; Eurotiomycetes; Chaetothyriales; Cyphellophoraceae
Product: putative mRNA-splicing protein ubp10
Exons: 1
Coding region: 1-1743 (580 amino acids)
Biological process (GO): mRNA processing; spliceosomal complex assembly; protein deubiquitination
Molecular function (GO): cysteine-type deubiquitinase activity; zinc ion binding
Source: RefSeq, a predicted model, not a curated record